AUACGACGGGCUUGCGUUUGCGCUGAUAGAAACCCUCGAUAUUUUCCCGCCUUUCCGUGGAAUCAACUCAUGCGGGCGAUUUCAACCACAUGGGUUUAUACUUGUGGCGUUUCCUCUGGAAUAUCAAAUCUGGAAGAAUCUUUCAGGUGUAUGUCGUUUUGAAAUAUAAUUACUUGUGCUGCGAUGUAUGAAAAAUGGUAAGAUGAUCAAAGCAGACAAAGUGUUCGAUGAAAUGCCUGAGAGAACCACAACUAAACUUGUUAUAGUUCGAUGUCGGAGGAAGACUACUACGUGGUGUUCGCUUCUAUGCCUGAGAAAAACGUGACUUAGCGUUAGGUAAAAGGGGGAAUAUUUAUGGUUUCUUCGAACGCCUAGAUAAGUGGUUAUUUGAAAAUAAUCAAAUUAAACGAGGCUAUUAGCAUCUUUUUUUCAGGGUGUGGUAGAAGAGAAUUCUGAGAUCGUAUUAGCUUGCUGUUUGAUGGGAACUUUUUUGUUGAAGCCAGAGAGGAGCCCUGAGAAAAAUAUGGUUGCAUGAACUGCUAUAUAUAUGAUUGAAGCUUGUUUCAGAGAUGGGUUUGGUUUGUUUUCUGAUAAUUGAGACAAGUUGAGGUUUUAGUUAAUUGAAGCACUUUUGCUGUCAUGUUUAAAGCCUGUGGGAAGAUUUUUGGGUUCGUUUCUUCCAUUUCCUCUAGAGUCUGAGCAUGACCAAAUAUUUGAAGCUUAUGAACCUUUUUUAGAAGAAAGAUGUGGUUUCCUUGGCAAAUAUAACCAAAUGGAUUUUCUAGGAAAAGGAGUCCUCUCUAAAUUUGUGGAGUUGUUCUUAGUGUUAGCUAAAUAAGGACAAUAUCAACUGUACCGUUAUAGUAUCUGUGUUUGUCAGCAGUGGAGAGCAUGAGGAGGCGCUUCGUUGGUUUAAUAAGAUGUAUGCUUUAGGAAAAAAGUUUCAUCCAAAGCUCUGUGCUCUCAGUAGUGUGUGUUUGUCACAACAUCUGCUUUGGCUGCAUUGAUCUAACUUCUAUGAACUGCAGAAUUGUGAAGAUGAGCAUGGCGUGUAACUUGUUAGUUCAAAAUUCACUUACAUAUUCUCCUAGAACAAAUCGAUUAUGAACUAAAUUACAAUUCAAAAUAACAGUGAAGCUGAAGAUGUUGACCCUCAUUGCUUCCAACUACAAGAAACCUAUUAAGAAGAAAGAAAAACCUAUUAAGAGCUCCACAUUUAUAAAGUUCUAUUAGAGACGGUGGAUAGGCCAUGGCUACUACUGUUCAUCUCAGCUCAUUCUCCCUCUUCAUCCAAUCCAGAGGAAGAAGAGACAACUCCAUAUCUUCCGUCAAGAGUCUCAAAAAACGCACAGGUUUGUCUCCCUCUUCUGCCCUCACCUCACAAGGUGGCAGAGACAUGAUUCCACCAGAGGGAAAAUGCAAUGAUCACAACUCUGCUUUUGAUUUCAAGUUGUAUAUGAUCCGCAAAGCCGAAUCUGUAAAUGCGGCUCUCGACGUUUCUGUACCGCUCCGAGAACCCCUCACUGUCCAGGAAGCCGUGCGGUACUCAUUGCUAGCGGGCGGAAAACGUGUGAGGCCUCUGCUCUGCAUUGCCGUCUGCGAGCUUGUGGGAGGCGACGAGGCUACUGCCAUGUCAGCUGCUUGCGCGGUUGAGAUGAUCCACACAAGCUCUCUUAUUCAUGACGAUCUUCCGUGCAUGGACAAUGCCGACCUCCGCAGAGGCAAGCCCACCAACCACAAGGUAUAUGGAGAAGACAUGGCGGUUUUGGCAGGUGAUGCACUCCUUGCAUUGGCGUUUGAGCACAUGACGUUUGUGUCGAGUGGGUUGGUCGCUCCCGAGAGGAUGAUUCGCGCGGUGGUUGAGCUGGCCAGGGCCAUAGGGACUACAGGGCUAGUUGCUGGACAAAUGAUAGACCUAGCCAGCGAAAGACUGAAUCCAGACAAGGUUGGAUUGGAGCAUCUAGAGUUCAUCCAUCUCCACAAAACGGCGGCAUUGUUGGAGGCAGCGGCGGUUUUAGGGGUUAUAAUGGGAGGUGGAACAGAGGAAGAGAUCGAAAAGCUUAGAAAGUAUGCUAGGUGUAUUGGACUACUGUUUCAGGUGGUUGAUGACAUUCUCGACGUAACAAAAUCUACUGAGGAAUUGGGAAAGACUGCAGGAAAAGACGUAAUGGCUGGAAAGCUGACGUAUCCAAGGCUGAUAGGUUUGGAGAGAUCAAAGGAAGUUGCAGAGAAACUGAGGAGAGAAGCAGAGGAACAACUUCUAGGGUUUGAUCCAAGUAAGGCGGCGCCUCUGGUGGCUCUUGCUAGCUACAUCGCUUGCAGACACAACUGAAUGGACUGAUCAUAUCCUCAAUGCAUCAAUCUCCUAACAAGUCCUUUUACUUAGAUCUAUGGUCUUGUUUCUUAUAAAUCAUCUAUGCCGUGUGAUCAUCUCUCUCAUUUGUUUUCAAGUUGUAUUAUGUUUUUGAAUCUUAAUAAUGUAAUGUUCGAAAAAUAUCAAUAAGAUUUGCUCAUAGGAACUAA
Messenger RNA from Arabidopsis thaliana (thale cress), 2523 nucleotides. It is a transcript of the gene GGPS3, whose product is annotated as geranylgeranyl pyrophosphate synthase 3. The transcript is spliced from 3 exons. The record is from RefSeq and is marked reviewed. The coding region runs from base 1250 to 2332 and encodes 360 amino acids. Gene Ontology annotation, molecular function: (2E,6E)-farnesyl diphosphate synthase activity; dimethylallyltranstransferase activity; geranylgeranyl diphosphate synthase activity. NCBI's taxonomy places the organism in Eukaryota, Viridiplantae, Streptophyta, Magnoliopsida, Brassicales, Brassicaceae. Gene Ontology annotation, biological process: isoprenoid biosynthetic process; trans, trans-farnesyl diphosphate biosynthetic process; geranyl diphosphate biosynthetic process. Gene Ontology annotation, cellular component: chloroplast; cytoplasm.